GUUGAUCUGCAAGACCGAGUAGUUUCUAGAGAUGAAGCAAACAAAUGGUGUUCAGAUUAUCUGAGUGCUCCUUACGUCGAAACUAGUUCUAAAACAGAUAUGAAUAUAGAGACUGCAUUUACUUUAGCUGUUGAAGUUUGGGCUUCAAYAGAAAGGCCUUCCGAAUUAAAAAUAUCACAURCCAAUUCAGUUAAAUUAUCUAGACCAAUCAAUGGUAGUGCUGCUUGUCCCACAGCUGAAAUAGUGACACCUAAGUGUUGUUGAAAUUAUUAUGUAAUAACUUGUGCAUUUUGACAUACAAUUUUUGUAACUAGAUUAUAGCAAUACAUUAU
This is a messenger RNA of Diuraphis noxia (Russian wheat aphid), 332 nucleotides long. Its product is annotated as ras-related protein Rab-9A-like. Lineage: Eukaryota; Metazoa; Arthropoda; Insecta; Hemiptera; Aphididae. Gene Ontology annotation, biological process: retrograde transport, endosome to Golgi. The record is from RefSeq and is a predicted model, not a curated record. Gene Ontology annotation, cellular component: lysosome; phagocytic vesicle; late endosome. Gene Ontology annotation, molecular function: GTP binding; GTPase activity.